This is a messenger RNA of Miscanthus lutarioriparius, 651 nucleotides long. The record is from the annotation of a GenBank genome assembly. NCBI's taxonomy places the organism in Eukaryota, Viridiplantae, Streptophyta, Magnoliopsida, Poales, Poaceae.
AUGGGGGCACUGAUGUCCAAAGUCCCAGGCAAACUUCCAACCGUGUUCGGAAGAGAGAUGACUCACAGCGGAUCCUUCACCCCCAGCGCCAACUCUACACCCAACCCCAACGCCGCCGACGCCCCCGGAUCUAUCGUCACCCUUGCUGCUACUACUGAUGGAUGGCGUAUGUGUUGCUCAGGGACAGUGGUUGAUCAUGUGAGCAAAAAAACGUGGAUACUAACCUCAGCUACUCUGGUUAGAAAACCUGACACUCAGUUUGAGGUCUAUGGGCAUGACGACAUUAAGGGUGGCGGCAAUGUGCGGCUGAGUGUGCUGUUUGUCCAGUGCGAUGCUCGCCGGUCAGGAGUGCAGAAGCAAGUAAUUAGCCUUACUACAUCAUCACAUGUAGCUUCUAUCGCUGGUGUAAUUCUGAAUCUGGCUUUAAUGCACUUUGCAAGGUCAAGAGCAACGCUACUGCAUCUACCGUUCAACAAGAUAAAACUAUGGGAACCGCCAGAGGCGAUGUCGACCAUCGUCCCAUAUAUGACCUGGACCCCCAAGCUGAACAAAUUCAAGGACCAUUUCAGCUACCGGAUAAAAAGAUUCCUGGACCAGAAAGGCUCCAUUGAGGAAAAUGAGGGAAGUCUUGAAGAAUUUUCUAAAGGUUAG